Messenger RNA from Cyprinodon tularosa, 1134 nucleotides. Its product is annotated as endonuclease domain-containing 1 protein-like. Lineage: Eukaryota; Metazoa; Chordata; Actinopteri; Cyprinodontiformes; Cyprinodontidae. Gene Ontology annotation, molecular function: metal ion binding; hydrolase activity; nucleic acid binding. The record is from RefSeq and is a predicted model, not a curated record. Bases 78 to 1043 code for a protein of 321 amino acids. The transcript has 2 exons.
UCCAACUUCCUUUAUGCUCCACAAGACUGAGAGCAGCACUAAGCCAUUAAAAUGAUCUAUCAUGGUGGAAUUUCUUCAUGGAAAACAUUUCAAGCCCUCUGUGUGUAUUUUUCGGUUUCAUUUGUGUAAAAAUGCAUUUGUUUGGCGCCUGCAUCCUGUCUUUCUGUUUUAUGAUGGUGAAUGCCACUGUGUCCAAGAGCUUCAGAGACUGCGGGCAGUUUUUCUACAUGCAAACGGCUCCCUCGGGAAUCGGAGGGACAAGCUUGAAGAGGAUCUGCCAAAAAUAUGCAGACAAGCUGCGUUACGCCACUUUGUACGACAGCAGUCUGCGUCUCCCGCUGUAUUCAGCCUACAUUUUUAAGAAGUCGGAUGGGAAGAGGAGGGCAGACACCCCGUGGAUGUACGAACCUCAGCUGGUGUCUGAAGGUGAGGGCAGUAACAUGAAGGUGCUUCCUAUGACAGACACAUCUCCUCUUAUUGAGGACAGUCAGACUGUUUUGGAGGACUACAUAGAUGCUGUGGAAUACAGACGUGUCGCACUGAAUCCCGAUCAGCACCAAUCAGAUCCAGACGACAAAUCCUCUACCUAUACCCUCACCAAUGUUGUUCCUCUGAUCACGGACUUCCUGGAGACCUCCUGGAACCCUUACCUAGAUACAAUCCGCCGCCGCCUUAACAACUUCUGCCAUGGAAAAUCCUACAUUGUGACUGGAAUAACCGUUUCAGGGGCCACAGUCAGGCGCGACAACAGGGACCGCCUUUCAAUACCAAAACACAUAUGGAUGGGAUACUGCUGCCCACAGUUUGACCGUAACUCGCCCUAUGAAGUGAGGUUCAUGUUCCCCAGUUAUGGCGGUUAUGCCCUGAACGGACAGGCUGACAAUAACGUGGUGGAGGUACCAGUUAAGAAAUUGGAAACUUUUCUGAGGAGCCAAUCUGGUGCCAAUGAUGACAUGACUAUUUUCUACAAGGACUGUGUGUCAGAAAAUACCAUAAGGAAGAAAAGACGAGAUGUUUCCAGUGUUGCCCUACAAACUGUAUAAACGGGGUUGUUUUUUAUUUAAACCAGUACAGUGUUCAUUAUGUAGCUUUAUAAGUUUUUAUUGAAUUAUAGUUUUUAAGGAAAACAAAUUA